CAAUUCGAAUUCUGUAAGCAAUGGACAGCGACCGUGAUUAGUCACGAGUCACGACUUGUGUAAUAACGUUGUUUCUUCUUUGUGAUACUAUUAGUUAAAUAACAAUUUAAUACAAUAUUUUAAUGAACGAAUGCGUCUAAGAUUGAUAAAAAGACUUCAAUCGUUACUGGAUUUACGGAUUUCAAAAUGAAAAUGACUGUGUUCAGAGUCUUUACGUCGUGCAUUGCGACUGUAUGCUUCAUAUCAUCAGUAUCCUCGAGGGCCGCUCCGGUUCUACCAUUGGUUUCGGUUAUGAAUGAUGUGAGUCCGAUCACAGAAAAACACUUAGACAAACAACAUGAAAACUUCGUCAAACAGAAUUUUGUGGAUCUCAAACCUUGCGAUUCCGAGAUAAUUGCGAAUAACAUGUUGCGGAAACUAGCAGUAAACAAGCCGGUGGCAUCUACGAAAUUUAGCCGAUUACGUGGAUCCUACGACACCAAAGUAAAAGAUCGCUUAAACAAAGAUAUCGAUGACGACAAUAAUACCUUUUCUUUAUUUGAAAAUUGGGAAGACGCUAUUCCUAUAUUGAUGUCGACAUCGGAGCAGGAAAACGAACAUUACGAGCUCCCAGAACCCUAUAAUUCUUUCGAGCAAGACAGUACAUAUCAGUCCAACGAAUCUAACCAUCCACAAGAGUCCAACGAAUCCAACUAUCCACAAGAGUCCAACGAAUCCAACUAUCCACAAGAGUCCAACGAAUCCAACCAUUUACAAGAGUCCAAUGAGUCCAACCAUUUACAA
Molecule: messenger RNA, 783 nt
Organism: Melanaphis sacchari
Lineage: Eukaryota; Metazoa; Arthropoda; Insecta; Hemiptera; Aphididae
Exons: 3
Source: RefSeq, a predicted model, not a curated record